AUGGAGCUCCCCAGAGGCUCUUUUGUCGGCACAUGUCUGUUGCUGUUCAUACUUUACAAACUUGUCAAACUCGCAUACUACGUGGGGCAAGCCAGAAAAACGGGUCUGCCGUAUACCAUUGUUCCCGUACUCGAGACAGAGUUUAUUGGAAAGCUCUUGACACCUCUUAUUCGUCCCUUGUUCAAACAAAGAUUGUCAAGAGGCGAGGGCUGGCCGAGAUGGAUUCGCUUUUCGAUCCUUGACUGGGCUUGGGAAGAGAAAUACAGGAUUCACGAGGAGUUUGGUGAAGUAUUCAUCGUUGUAUCGCCAGAGGGCCUCAUAUGCUACAGCGCAGAUGCCGAUAUGAGUUGGGACGUCAUGAACAGGCGAAACGAGUUUCUCAAGCCGAGAGACAAAUACAAGGUUCUUGAGCCUUAUGGACCAAACGUUGUAACUACAGAGGGAAAAGCGUACAAUUUUCAUCUUCGCAUUACAGCUCCUCCCUUCAACGAUAACAGCGGAGCCAACGAUCUGGUCUGGAACGAAACUGCUGAACAAGCACGUACGAUCAUGGAACCCUGGGCUCAAGAAGACUCAGACCGCGACGUCUUGUUUGAUGUUGGCCGACUUUCUCUUGCUGUCAUCGCCUAUAUGGGAUUUGGAAGAAAGAUAGACUUCAAAGCUGAAGAUUCUGGUCGCCGUAAACCAAUUCCAGCAGGGUAUCAGAUGAGUCUCCAUUACGCGCUGAACCUGGUUACAACAUUCAUGGUCAAGAUCCUUCUCAUUCCCCAAUGGAUCAUGCGAAUGACAUCGAUGAAAGAAAUCGCUGUCGCGCAUGGUGAGCUCGAAAAGUACAUGCGCGAGAUGAUCCGAGAGGAGACGGCGAACCUAAACAAGGACAGCGAAUACCAGUCUGCCGCAAAGGGAAAUCUCCUCACGUCUGUCCUGCGAGCGUCGGCUGCGGAGGCCAAAGGUACUGGUCGAAAGCAAGCUUUCACUGAAGACGAGGUACUAGGCAAUCUUUUCUUGUAUCUGAUCGCGGGAUAUGAAACGACCGCAAACGCAAUGACGUAUGGAUUCAUUACCAUAGCUCUCAGGCAGGAUCUGCAAGACAAGGUCAUUGAAGAAGUAGAUGCGACCUGGGCCGAGGCGAAGGCUGAGGGACGCACUUCACUCAACUAUACGGACGAUUUCGAGAAGUUCAAGUACACUUACGGUUUCAUGUACGAAGUCUUCCGCUUGUACCCCGGCGUUUGCAUCAUCACGAAGAUGAUCCCGAACGACACAACCAUCACCGUUUACCCAGAGAAAAAGCCCCCACAGCAGCAUGUCCUGCCAGCCGAGUGCCGUGUCUAUCUCAAUGCUGACGCUGUUCACUAUCAUGAAAGAUACUGGCCUGAUGCUUGGGCGCUUAAGCCCGAGAGAUGGAUGGACACCAUAGAGAUCAACCCCAAUGAGCGCAGCGAAAAGAAGGUUGUUGCAUCAGACAAGUCGAGACAAGUAAGGGGAACAUUGAUGACCUUUUCCGGUGGUGCUCGCGCCUGUCUUGGAAGAAAGUUCGCGCAAUCUGAGUACAUCAGCAUUCUCGCUACUAUCUUGAAGGAGUAUCGCAUUGUGCUGGGUGAAGGCAUGGACGCAAAACAAGUGAAGCGGGAUAUCGAUCAUCUGGCGGCGGGGGCAGUCACAUUAGCUCCACUCAACAAAGUCAAGCUAGCACUGAAGAAGCGAACAGACGUCGAGACUACUUGA
This is a messenger RNA of Periconia digitata, 1728 nucleotides long. NCBI's taxonomy places the organism in Eukaryota, Fungi, Ascomycota, Dothideomycetes, Pleosporales, Periconiaceae. The record is from the annotation of a GenBank genome assembly.